Papilio polytes (common Mormon) is the source of this 3754-nucleotide messenger RNA. It is a transcript of the gene dlp, whose product is annotated as glypican-6. Bases 188 to 2548 code for a protein of 786 amino acids. NCBI's taxonomy places the organism in Eukaryota, Metazoa, Arthropoda, Insecta, Lepidoptera, Papilionidae. Gene Ontology annotation, biological process: regulation of protein localization to membrane; cell migration; regulation of signal transduction. The transcript is spliced from 11 exons. The record is from RefSeq and is a predicted model, not a curated record. Gene Ontology annotation, cellular component: plasma membrane; synapse; cell surface.
CACUUCAGUCGGCGGCAGUCGUCCUGCGAUCGUCAUGGAUCGCAGUUGAGUUGUUGCGUUUUUUUGAAUGGCGUGCAUAAUAUUUGAAAAGUUAAGUUAAAAGAAAAUUUAACUAUACUUUUAUUUUUAUUUAUGGUACGCCUUGUACAGUAUAUUUUAGAACAGUCUAAAAUUAAAUCGCGUGAACAUGGCUGUGAACGUGUGUUGUUGUGUGAAACUGUCCCCUAACAAAAAAUCGAUUUUUGGAUCGAGUAUAAAGAACCAAAUAUUGUAUUUGGUGAUAGUUGCGAGUUUAUUCGCUGUUGUGUCAUCCGCGGACACUGAGACAUCCUGUGCUAAAGUGAAAACUUUCUUCGAAAAGAAAGGAGUGUUGUUGGAUGUUGAUAUACAAGAGCAGGCAAACUCAGACGCGGGUGGACUGUGCCUCAACAAAGGAUGUUGCGGGCCCAAAGCGAACGUGGCGCUAACGCAGCGCGCACAUCAACAGCUAACCGACUCGUUGCGAAGCGAACUGGCUAAACUUGCAGACAUACUCACUGUCAGAGCGAGAAAGUUCGAUGAAUUCUUUCGAAAGCUUUUGAAAGUGUCACGGGAGGAGUUCCACAAUAUGUUCAAGCGCACAUACGGCAUGAUCUAUGAACAACAUUCAUACGUAUUUGAACAACUCUUCGAGCAGCUACAAAACUACUACACACGCGGGGACACGAACUUCGACAAGAUGAUGGACGACUUCUUCGGCAUACUCUACGAGAAGAUGUUCACAGUCCUCAACUCUCAGUACAGCUUCGAUCAGAAGUAUUUGCGUUGCGUGAACGAGCAUAUGCGCGACAUCCAGCCGUUCGAGGACGUACCUCACAAGCUGUCAGUGCAGCUGCGACGCGCUUUUGUCGCCACGCGCACCUUCCACAAGGCGCUGCGGGCCGGCGCGGAUGUCGUACGCAAUAUGAUGCAGGUGGAGUUGAGCAGCGAGUGCGGCGCGGCGUGGGCGCGGCUGCGGUACUGCGGCGCGUGCGGCGGCGUCUCCGCGCCCGCCUGCUCCCGCUACUGCCACAACGUGCUUCGCGGCUGUCUGCACGCGCACGCAGACCUCGCCGACCUAUGGGACGCAUACGUCGAUUCCGUAGAGAAGGUAGCCGAUCGUCUACAAGGGCCCUUCAACAUAGCGAUGGUGGUAGAGCCUAUAGACAUAAAGAUAUCAGAGGCGAUCAUGAGCUUCCAGGAGCACAACCAGGAGAUAUCGCAGAAGAUAUUCGCGGGUUGCGGGAAGCCCAACCUGGGCGGCGACGGCGGCGCGGGACCGUUUUUCGCGCCGGACAGGACUCGUCGCUUCGCCCGCUCCAUUCCAGACUUUGACUGGAAUCAGAAGGCCAACGAUGUGGACGACUUCGAAAUAGAAGCGUCCUUCGAGAGCUUAGUAAACAACGACCCUUCGUUAGUGAGUCUUCAGAGUCCUGAGGGCAUCAAGAAGGCGACGGAGGAGAUGGACGAGCAGGCCAAGUCUAGGGAACGCUUCCUGCAGUACAUGAGAGGGCACAUAGAUCUGGAGGAGUACGAGGAGCACGAGCGGCGGCGGCGCGAGGCCGGACCCGACGCCGCGGGCGGAGAUAUCUACAUGAAGCCCUUCGACUUCGAAGGCAAGCGCGGCUCCAAGAAGAAGAAGCCCAUCGCCACCAAAGCUGAUGACGUGCAUGGUGCGGAGUGGGGCAGCCCGGUUCUGGAAAGAUUGAUGCGUGAGACGCGGGCACGUGUACGCGGCUCGCGGCGCUACUGGGCGCAGCUGCCCGCCGCGCUCUGCGCCCCGCUCAGCGUCACCACCGCGCCUUGCUACAAUGGAUCCGCACUCGCCAGCUAUACGAGUAGCACUGCGGGCGACGGCUCGGCGGCGCUGGCGUCCAACCCGGAGGUGCGCAGCGCGGGCAGUGCGGGCCCGGCGGCGCGCGCGCAGGCCGACGCGCUGCGGGCGCUCACCGCGCGCCUCAAGGACGCAUACAACGGUGUCGAGGUGCAGUGGAAGGAUGAAGACAAGCUGCAGGAUACGGCGGCGGCCGCGUCGGGACUGGACCUAGUGUCGGUGGCGGGCUCCGGCUCCGGCUCCGGAGACGACGGCGACGAAGACGACCUGCCCGACGACGACGAGGACCGCGACGCCAACUUCGACUUCCCCGAAGGAUCAGGAGAGAGGCAGCCCACGGAUGAUAUAACACCAGAGCCGGUGACGGAGCCGCGGCCGGCGGCUGUGACGGAGGCGCCGGUUGCGGCCGCGCCCGGCCCCGCGCCCGCGCAGCCCCCGCCCGGCGGCAGCGGGCGCGCGCGGCAGCCCGACACCAGCAGUGCGCGCGCGCCGCCCGCAGCCACCAGCGAGGCGCCGCGCGACACGGCGGGCGGCGCGGGAGGCGCGGGCGGGGCGGGCGGCGCGGGCGCUGUGGAGGAGGACGGCGAGGCGGCGGCGGGCGCCGCGGCGCGCCCCUCGCUCAGCAAGGCGCUGUUCACGUACGCGCUGCCGGUGGUCUGCGCCUGGUUCGGCACCAUCGUCACUGACCUCUUCUAGACCCCUUCUCUCUGGCAACGUCCGCCGAACGGGUCUCUUAUUUGUUGUGAAAAGGUUCAUUUCAGUAAUUUAUUUUGCAAUAAGUUAUUUUACAUUAGCGAAUAUUUAUUAAAACCGAUAAUGUAAGUUUAAAUUGAAUAAUUUAUUUAAUUUAAAUUAGCAAUGUCAAAAUCAUGACAACAAUAUAUGAAUGUAAGAUUUAAUAAAAUUCUUCAAUUUCUAAUUAAGUUAAGCGAAACAUUUCACAUACACCUAAGAACCUGAAAAUAAAAAUUGUAGUUAUUCAAUUCGCCAUGUUUAAAAAACUGGCAACACUGAAUCCAAUGACGUUGCCAAAUUGAAACUCGGUUCGUGUGAAAGGGACAGCCUAGUCAGAUGCGGCGGAGGGAGUGAGCGGGAUAGCGCGCUGCUGUGAUAUGAGACAAGUUGCGGAAUGUUGGUAGGGGUGAAGUACGUUGCAAAAAAUCUAUAGAAAAACAUCGAUAUUUCAUAUAUCUAAUGCAAAUAAUUUGAGUAAAUAUUUAAAAAAAUGUAUACGCAAAAACAACAAUGUUUUGUUACUUUGUACAAUUAUUUGUCCUACGAUACUCAUCGUAAACAUUAUAAAAGAAAAAUCGCGCAAUAAUAUAUUUAAUCGCUAUCAGUUUUCCUUCUCGGGAAAAAUGAAUUUGUAAUGUACACAAUUUUAUUCUAGUUAAAUCUAUUUUAUGUUCUGUGUCAUCUAACUGGAGAACUUACCUAAAGUGUCUGACAAUAAAAACGGUAUAUUAUUCUACUUUAUAACAUUGUGUUAUGUCGCCGAGUUGAAAAGUUUGAAAGGAAGUAUCCAGUCAAAUCGUGUAUUUAUUAAAUGAUCUUUGUAAAUAACUUGUAAAUUAUAAUUAAAUUAGAUAGCGAAUGUAUGUUUUUUUAACGUUUUUUUAUAAGUACACAGUAUGUUCGGAGAAUCUAUGAACGUGUGACUUCGAAGUCAUUUCUCUCAAACGUUGAGUUUCAGAACGAUCUCUCGACUGUCAGUUUUAGUUUUUUUUGUAAAUAGAUUUUUGGCGCGAAGUCACAUUUAGUUGUAAUGUCAAAUAAACUGUAAAUAAAAAUUAAAUUUUACCCUAAUCUUAAUUUAAGAGACUGAUUUGCUUUUCAAUUGUUCUUUUCUCAAUUAAUGCAGCUAAAAUUAGUACAGUUUUUAUUUAAAUUUCAUAUAGAAAU